Molecule: messenger RNA, 1485 nt
Organism: Phacochoerus africanus (Common warthog)
Lineage: Eukaryota; Metazoa; Chordata; Mammalia; Artiodactyla; Suidae
Product: keratin, type II cuticular Hb5-like
Exons: 10
Biological process (GO): intermediate filament organization; keratinization
Cellular component (GO): keratin filament
Molecular function (GO): structural constituent of skin epidermis
Source: RefSeq, a predicted model, not a curated record
AUGGCGAGCCGUUCCUACUGCAUCAGCUCCGGCCAUGGGGUCAGGAACUUCAGCUCUUGCUCGGCCGUCAUACCCAAGCCUGAGGCUCACAGCUUUGCUGGUGGCCUGGCCUUCUGCAGGGGCAGUCCAGGUGGCCCUGGCUACAGGCGUCUCGGGGGCUUCGGCAGCCGGAGCCUGUGUGCACUGGGGUCCCCACGGAUUGCAGCGAGUUGUGCAUGGCCUCUCUGCAGCGGGGGCAGUUUUGGCUACCGGGCAGGGGGCCUUGGUGGCCCCAGCCCGCCCUGCAUCACCACUGUGUCCAUCAUUGAGGGCCUCCUCACACCCCUCAACCUGGAGAUCGACCCCAAUGCGCAGUGUGUGAAGCAGGAGGAGAAGGAGCAGAUCAAGUGUCUCAACAACAGGUUCGCUGCCUUCAUCGACGAGGUGCGCUUCCUUGAGCAGCAGAAUAAGCUGCUGGAGACCAAGUGGCAGUUCUACCAGAACUGAAAGUGCUGCAAGAGCAACCUGGAGCCGCUGUUCAAUGGCUACAUUGAGACACUGAGGCGGGAGGCCGAGUGCGUGGAGGCUGACAGCGGGAGGCUGGCCUCCGAGCUCAAGCACGUGCAGGAGGUGCUGGAGGGCUACAAGAAGAAGUAUGAAGAAGAGGUGGCUCUCAAGGCCGCAGCUGAGAAUGAGUUUGUGGUGCUGAAGAAGGACAUUGACUGCACCUACCUGCGCAAGGCUGACCUGGAGGCCAACGUGGAGGCGCUGACGGAGGAGAUGGGCUUCCUGCGGUCCCUCCAUGAUGGGGAAAUCUACCUCCUUCAGUCCCAAAUCUCUGACACGUCGGUGGUGGUCAAGACGGACAAUAGCCGGGAGCUCAGCAGGGAUUCGGUCGUGGCCGACAUCAAGGCUCAGUAUGACAAUGUCGCCAGCCGCAGCUGGGCUGAGGCCAAGUCCUGGUACCAAACCAAGUGCGAGCAGUUCAAGGCCACGGUGACACAGCAGGGUGAGACCCUCCGCAGGACCAAGGAGGACAUCAAGGAGCUGACCCGUGUGCUCCAGAGGCUGACGGCCGCGGUGGAGAACGCCAAGCAGCAGCGCUGCAAGUUGGAGGCCACGGUGGCAGAGGCAGAGCAGCAGGGCAAGGCCGCCCUCAAUGAUGCCCACUGCAAGCUGGCGGACCUGGAGGCCGCCCUGCAGAAGGCCAAGCAGGACAUGGCCUGCCUGCUCAAGGAGUACCAGGAGGUGCUGAACUCCAAGCUGGGCCUGGAUGUGGAGAUCGCCACUUACUGCAAACUCCUGGAGGGCGAAGAGACUAGGUUGUGUGAAGGCGUGGGCUCGAUCAACAUCUGUGUGAGCCGCUCCCAGGGUGGCGUGGUCUGCGGGGGUCCCGGUUCCACGGUCCCUCAUGGCCUGGGCAGCAUGGCCAUCAGCAGUGGUGCCCUCUGCUCCUCCUCUGUAGUGGGGGCCUGUUCCAGUGCAAGAUCUGUGCAGUUUGCAUAG